This is a messenger RNA of Babesia bigemina, 180 nucleotides long. RefSeq lists its product as hypothetical. The transcript has a single exon. NCBI's taxonomy places the organism in Eukaryota, Apicomplexa, Aconoidasida, Piroplasmida, Babesiidae. The record is from RefSeq and is a predicted model, not a curated record. The coding region runs from base 1 to 180 and encodes 59 amino acids.
AUGAGUCAUUUGUCAUGUAAUAAUGAUAUUAUUCGAAAACCGAGGCAACUUUCUGGUGCAAUUCACCCCCCCCAGCCGAAACCAUUAUGCACUUCAAUCAGCAACUUGGACGCCAAUCAAAGAAACAAGCCAGAAUUGCAUUUUAAUCUUAUGAUAUGCACACGGAUAUAUUUAGGAUGA